This is a messenger RNA of Phacochoerus africanus (Common warthog), 4311 nucleotides long. It is a transcript of the gene TAX1BP1, whose product is annotated as Tax1 binding protein 1. NCBI's taxonomy places the organism in Eukaryota, Metazoa, Chordata, Mammalia, Artiodactyla, Suidae. Bases 154 to 2598 code for a protein of 814 amino acids. The transcript is spliced from 18 exons. Gene Ontology annotation, biological process: negative regulation of apoptotic process. The record is from RefSeq and is a predicted model, not a curated record.
GUGACGUGCGCCGGCUUUAGGCCCGGGGAGGCGGUGUAGCCGGUCGGUAGAAGGAGGCUUUGGUGGCGGAAGAGGAUCGGGGCUGAUGGCGGCUCAGGCUCAGAAGUCUUUUUAACACCCUUAUCUGCCCAGGAGCUGCCCACUCGAUUCACAAUGACAUCCUUUCAAGAAGUCCCAUUGCAGACUUCCAACUUUGCCCAUGUCAUCUUUCAAAAUGUGGCUAAGAGUUAUCUUCCUAAUGCACACCUGGAAUGUCAUUAUACCUUAACUCCAUAUAUCCAUCCACAUCCAAAAGAUUGGGUUGGUAUAUUCAAGGUUGGAUGGAGUACUGCUCGUGAUUAUUAUACAUUUUUGUGGUCCCCUAUGCCUGAACACUAUGUAGAAGGAUCAACAGUCAAUUGUGUGUUAGCAUUUCAAGGUUAUUACCUUCCAAAUGAUGAUGGAGAAUUUUAUCAGUUCUGUUAUGUUACCCAUAAGGGUGAAAUUCGUGGAGCAAGUACACCUUUUCAGUUUCGAGCUGCUUCUCCAGUGGAAGAGUUGCUCACUAUGGAAGAUGAAGGAAAUUCUGACAUGUUGGUGGUGACCACAAAAGCUGGCCUUCUUGAGUUGAAAAUUGAGAAAACAAUGAAAGAAAAAGAAGAACUGUUAAAGUUAAUUGAAGUUUUGGAAAAAGAAACAACACAACUUCGAGAACAAGUUGGGAGAAUGGAAAGAGAGCUUAACCAUGAGAAAGAAAGAUGUGACCAACUUCAAGCAGAGCAGAAGGGUCUUAUUGAAAUCUCACAAAAUUUAAAAAUGGAAAAUGAGGAAUUUAAGAAGAGAUAUAAUGAUGCUACAUCCAAAGCUCUGCAGCUUGAGGAAGAUAUUGUGUCAGUGACACAUAAAGCAAUUGAAAAGGAAACUGAAUUAGACAGUUUAAGGGACAAACUCAGGAAGGCACAAUAUGAAAGAGAACAACUUGAAUGUCAGUUGAAGACAGAAAAGGAUGAGAAAGAACUUUAUAAGGUGCAUUUGAAGAACACUGAAAUAGAAAAUACCAAGCUUGUGUCAGAGGUCCAGACUUUAAAGAAUUUAGAUGGGAACAAAGAAAGCAUGAUUACUCAUUUCAAAGAAGAAAUUAGCAGACUGCAGUUCUCUUUGGCUGAGAAGGAGAAUCUGCAAAGAGCUUUCUUGCUUACAACUUCGAGUAAGGAAGAUACCUUUUUUCUAAAGGAGCAACUUCGUAAAGCAGAGGAACAGGUUCAGGCAACUCGGCAAGAAGCUGUCUUUCUGGCUAAAGAACUUAGUGAUGCAGUAAAUGUGCGGGAUAAAACAAUGGCAGAUCUGCAUACUGCACGCUUGGAAAAUGAGAAAGUAAAAAAGCAGUUAGCCGAUGCAGUGGCAGAGCUUAAACUAAGUGCUGUGAAAAAAGACCAGGAAAAGACUGAAACACUGGAACACGAACUGAGAAGAGAAGUUGAAGAUCUGAAACUUCGUCUUCAGAUGGCAGCAGAUCAUUAUAAAGAAAAAUUCAAGGAAUGCCAGAGACUCCAAAAACAAAUAAAUAAACUUUCAGACCAAUCGGCUAAUAACAAUAGUGUCUUCACAAAGAAAGUUGGGAGUCAGCAGAAAGUGAUUGAUGCCUCAAUAAACACAGACCCAGCUACUGCUGCCUCUACUCUGGAUGUAAAGCCACCACCUUCUGCAGCUGAGACCGAUUUUGACAGUCUGACCAAGGGACAAGUCUCUGAAAUGACCAAAGAAAUUGCUGACAAGACAGAAAAGUAUAAUAAAUGUAAACAACUCUUACAGGAUGAGAAAACAAAAUGCAGUAAAUAUGCUGAUGAACUUGCAAAAAUGGAGCUGAAAUGGAAAGAACAAGUGAAAAUUGCUGAAAAUGUAAAACUAGAAUUAGCUGAAGUAGAGGACAAUUACAAACUUCAGUUGGCAGAGAAAGACAAAGAGAUAAGUGGUCUGACUUCACAUUUGGAAAACCUCUCCAGAGGGAAGGAGCUUAAAAGGAGCAUAGAAAAUCAGGCAGAAAGGAAAAUCGAAGGUCAGAAUCCUCAGCAGAUCUCACAGUGUCUUAACACAAACUUAGAGCAAAAUGGUCAUGUGUCUGCAGUGCCAAAUACACAACCAGUUCUGCAAUAUGGUAAUCCUUACGCAACUCAGGAAACAAGAGAUGGAGCAGAUGGUGCUUUUUAUCCAGAUGAAAUUCAAAGGCCACUUGUGCGAGUACCCUCUUGGGGACUAGAAGAUAAUGUUGUCUGCAGCCAGCCUGCUCGAAACCUUAGUAGACCUGAUGGUUUAGAAGACCCUGAGGAUAGUAAAGAAGAUGAGAAUGUGCCCACUGCUCCUGAUCCUCCAAGUCAGCAUUUACGAGGGCAUGGAGCAGGCUUUUGCUUUGACCCCAGCUUUGAUGUUCAGAAGAAAUGUCCACUCUGUGAGUUAAUGUUCCCUCCCAACUAUGAUCAGAGCAAGUUUGAAGAACAUGUCGAAAGUCACUGGAAGGUGUGCCCCAUGUGCAGCGAGCAGUUCCCUCCUGACUACGACCAGCAAGGCUUUGAAAGGCACGUCCAGACCCAUUUUGAUCAGAAUGUUUUAAAUUUUGACUAGUUACUUUUUAUUAGGAGUUAGUACAGUUUAGCAGUUGAAAAACAAAAACAAAACCCCCACCUCAAGUAGACUACUAAGGAGACCACAAGGUGUCACCUUCACGCACCCCCUACAGUACUUUUCUGACCAAGAGCUACUUUGAGUUUGGUGUUACUAGGGUCAGGGUCAGUGUGUGGCUUCUCAAUAAAUAUAAUUUUAACCUCUGUUAACCUUGCCAGCUUAAGUAGUUCUUGUGUGUUGUAUCUUUAUUCCCCAUUUUGCAGAAUUGUAUGAAUAAAGGAAACAGGGACUAUUUUAAUGUUACCACACUAAAAAAAAAUAUAUAUGUGUAGUAUGUUAUUUAGAAGAAUUUACAAGUUUCUGUUGACUUUGUUGAUUGAGCAUGACUACUAAAAAUUAUGUAAUGAAAUUGAAUACAGAAACUUCCAUAAUUUAGCUCAUGCAAUGUUUUUUAACCCUCUUUAGAAAGGAGCUGCAUGUAGAAUGAGAUCACAUGCUUGCAAGAUAGCAAAUAUCCUUUUUAUAUUUGAAAUGUUUGCUUUAGGAAUUAAUAGAAGGCAUAUUUUGCUAAUUUUAUGACUAAAUUUAGAAUGAACUGAAUGAUUAUUUUUAAGCCAUCGUAAAGUCAUAAUUGUGUCUCAUGGGGAAAUAAGAUGUGUCAGUAUAGUUGUUUCAUAUUAAAUGAUCCUGCUAAACAGUGAUGGUUGUGGCAUAAAACCACAGAAAAUGUAUUUGUGUCUUUUUUCACAUUUUCCUGAUGAGUAUAACUUUGAAAAAGUGUUCUCUGUAAGUGAUUAAAUAUGUAACAUGUAAACCCAGAUCAAACUAACAUGUUCCUUAUGUCUCUGCUUUGUGUCAUAUCCAUUAACAUUAAAGAGGACACAUUUUUAGAACUGUGCAAUUUCAUUGUCAAAUUUGUGAUAACUUUUCAUUAAGUAUAUAGCAUCUUCAGUGUCUUUUUGGUCUGGGCCCUUACAAAAUUUCUGAACAACAGUUCCUCCUCUUAGAAUAUGAAUGUUAAGAAUUUAAAGUACUGACUUUUUGAUUUUGCUAUUUGUGUGGUUAUCAAAAUAUUUACGCUUGUCUUAAGAAACUAGUUUAACCUAAUACUCAGGGUAGCAGCAUUUGGAGUAAUAUACGCGGAGUGCACACCUAUCAUCUCACUUGUUUCUAGGAGCAGAAUUCGUUUAUCGUUGGAAUCCUUUAAAAAGAUGUGAGUCUCAGGCCAAACAGUAUUAGGUAGCCAGAUGUUAGGAGAUGGCAGCCCUCGGAUGAAGUAGUAACGAAGACUCCGGAUGCCGUAAGCUUCUGGAUAGCUUAUAGGAUAAGCAGAAAACGUUCAGGUAAAGUAUACCCAAUGACAGGAACAUUUUUGUUGCAUCAGUUAGUAAUUGUGGACCAUACUAAUCUAAAAGUGUCCUUUGACUAUCACAGUACUGCUGCUACUACCACCAGUGAAAUGAAAUUGUUCAUCAUACUGACCUAGAACUUAGUUUUAGUUUUUGGCCCCAACCUUAAGUAGUUUACAGAAAAGCAGUGUGAUCUACUCCGAGCAAAACAUUGAAAAAAUCUACAUGUGUCAGCUGAAUUCUGGGAAAAAAAGAAAAGGCAGCCUAAGACAGAGCAGGGUACUGAAUGGAUAUCUUAGUUUUCAUGGCAAACUUGAUACUGGUCUUUAUAAUGGAUGCUAAUAAAAAUAAAGAGUCGUGUUUA